UGCAAGCGUACUCUUCGCGUCCAGCACAGAUCUCUUCGCGUCCAUCACAGACAUCUUCAACUUCGGAUCAUCUUCGACUGUGACCGUAGCCACUGCCGGGGCAUCAAAAUACAGCAGAAUGCCUAAGUCCAAAGAAGUGUUGUCAUCCACAUCUGGAAGUGACUCUGACAGUGAGGUGGAGACCAAGGCAAAAAGAAAGAAGCCAAGUGCGCCAGAGAAGCCAGCUAAGAAACAGAAGAGUGGAGAGAGCUCCAGGCCAGGCGGCUCGUCCAAAGGCAGCAGUAACGGCGAUGACAACAUGUUCCAGAUUGGUAAGAUGAGGUAUGUCAGUGUCAGGGACUUUAAAGGCAAAGUUCUUAUCGACAUCAGAGAGUACUGGAUGAAAGACGGGGAAAUGAAGCCAGGCAAAAAAGGUAUUUCCUUGAACCCCGAGCAGUGGAGUCAGCUGAAGGACCAGAUUUCUGAAAUUGAUGAUGCCAUAAAAAGAAUAUAGGCAUCUGUUUCAGUGCUCUACGUUUAAUUUGUCAUCAUAUUUUGUUUGUAAGAAGGGUUUUGUAAAAAGCUAAAAUUCUUUCACAGCAGAGGUUUCAUUUGCCAUUGUAUAGUUCUAGUGAGUUCUGCUUGUGGUGUGUAGUUUGCUUUGUGUUACAUUGAUGACUGCAUUUGGCGGAUAUUAUUGUGCUUUGUAUUGAAAUAAACGAAUAAAAGCUGGUGAGGUUCAAACUGUCAGUUAUUUUUCAGUUUAAAUAAUCCGACUGUUGUACAAGUUUCAUCAACAUUAUAGAAACUAAGUUGAAUUAAGUUGUGUUGACAACUGUGUAGGGCUCAGAGCAUUGUGUGUAGUCCACCCUUAAUGAUAUAUAUUAUGUACAUUAUAAAACAUGGCCCGUUGUGUUUAUUACUGAUUACACGACUGUUGAUAUCUGAGCAACAAACCCCUGUAAAGUUGUCACAAUAAGUUUAUGCUAAUAAGAAUAGUAUGUCACAUUGUUUUGUCUGUUUAUUUAGAUGACCUGAAAUAUGGCUGACGUCAUGAAAAUAAAGGU
Messenger RNA from Lampris incognitus (smalleye Pacific opah), 1046 nucleotides. It is a transcript of the gene sub1b, whose product is annotated as SUB1 regulator of transcription b. Gene Ontology annotation, molecular function: transcription coactivator activity; DNA binding. The transcript is spliced from 6 exons. Gene Ontology annotation, cellular component: nucleus; transcription regulator complex. The record is from RefSeq and is a predicted model, not a curated record. Gene Ontology annotation, biological process: positive regulation of transcription initiation by RNA polymerase II. NCBI's taxonomy places the organism in Eukaryota, Metazoa, Chordata, Actinopteri, Lampriformes, Lampridae. The coding region runs from base 119 to 493 and encodes 124 amino acids.